Serpula lacrymans var. lacrymans S7.9 is the source of this 2862-nucleotide messenger RNA. Its product is annotated as putative transmembrane protein involved in formation of autophagic vesicles. Gene Ontology annotation, cellular component: phagophore assembly site; autophagosome. Gene Ontology annotation, biological process: protein localization to phagophore assembly site; autophagy of mitochondrion. The transcript is spliced from 10 exons. Bases 1 to 2862 code for a protein of 953 amino acids. Lineage: Eukaryota; Fungi; Basidiomycota; Agaricomycetes; Boletales; Serpulaceae. The record is from RefSeq and is a predicted model, not a curated record.
AUGUCUUCAUCAUCCAGACGUUCUCCCCAGCUCUUGUUUUCAUCCAGAAACCUCCAAGCAUCUCAGCUCAUGAACACGCAAGGUGGCGUUUCCAGCUCAAGACCGUUCCUCAACAUGCUAAAUCCGAUGGGAAGAGCUUACGACGGAUACACUCAGGCGAGCCAGUCUGUCGUAGAAGAAGAGAAUGAGAAUGAAAGCGCAGAGGAAGACCUCGAGGCUGGCCACGCGACCAGGAGUAGCAUAUUCAAAAGCACCACAAAGCCGCACGGAAAGCACAGGGUUUCUUGGGAAGGAGAGUCCUCGGAGAUGAACAUUUUAAGGCCGAAUAUACGUCGAGAUGAUAAAGGUUAUGAACAAGAGUCAUCUGACGACGAAGUCCCACAGAGUUUCAUGAUAGAGGCUUCUAGCUCACCUCACAAACCAUCCCCUAUUCCAAAGUCAUCAAGGCGGCAGGAAAAGGGAAAAGGACGAUCCCAGCCACUAUAUUCCACCUCAUCCAGAUCCCUUCCGCCCGCUGAGGCUCUUCCUACAGUAUCUAUUCCACCAAGGCCCUCUGAGUUAGAUAUCGAGGAAACUAGCCAGCUACCACCUCAAGAGCGAUUGCCCCCGAAACCAAUGCGUGGACUUGAUGCCUAUGAACGUGCACUUUGGAAUUGGGUCAAUGUCUACAACCUGGAUGCUUUCUUGCAAGAGGUCUAUUAUUAUUAUCAGGGAAAGGGCAUAUAUUCUAUAGCGCUGGCUCGUGGGCUUAAUCUUUUAACAGUAGGGUUUGUGAUAGGUUUUUCGACGUUUUUGUUGGGAUGUGUCGACUAUGCCCGCAUCCGUCCUAACAAGAUCACCCGCCUUUCUGAUGUAGUUGUGUCUCAAUGUGUAUCCAAGUUCUCUGGCUUUACAUUGCUGUUUUUCCUGCUAUUUACUGCGUUUUAUAUAUGGCAAAUAAUAUCCUUCAUAUUUGAAGUUAUGCGGCUCGUAGACAUGUAUCAUUUUUAUACACACCUGCUUCGCAUCCCAGACGCCGACAUACAAACCAUUUCUUGGCCCGAAAUCGUAAGGCGGAUAGCUACGAUUCGUGAAGAGAACCCCAUAACAGCCAUAUCUUCAGCUGCUGGUUCUAAUGCCGCUACCACCGCUACUGCUUCUUUGGACGCUCAUGACAUUGCUAAUCGUAUCCUGCGACAAGAAAAUUAUUUGAUCGCACUGUUCAACAAGGACGUUCUAGAUUUACGAGUUCCGCUACCUCCAGCAAUGAAGCAGUUCUUGAACCGAGUGGAAGAUGAUGGGAAAGGCAGAACACUAACCAGAGUGCUAGAGUGGAACCUUAGAUUUUGUCUGAUGGAAUACUUGUUUGACCCCCAAGGCCGGGUGAGGAAGGUAUUCCUCAAAAGUAAAAAUAGAGCUGCAUUGAUUGAAGGACUUCGACGGCGUUUUAUCUUCAUGGGAAUAUUAAAUGCUGCAUUUGCACCAUUUAUCGUCCUGUAUAUGCUGAUGUAUUCGUUCUUUCGAUAUUUCGAGGAAUAUCACAAAGAUCCUUCGUCAAUAGGAGGACGCCGUUAUACCCCUUUCGCUCAGUGGAAAUUCCGGGAAUUUAACGAGCUUCCUCACCUCUUCACGCGAAGACUUGAUGAGUCAUAUCCUACGGCAAGCAUGUAUAUCGGACAGUUUCCCAAUGAGAAAAUGACUAUCAUCAUGCGAUUCGUUGCGUUCAUUGCUGGAUCCUUUGCUGCAGUGCUUUUUCUGGCAUCAGUCGUCGAUCCAGAUUUGUUUAUACACUUUGAAAUCACUCCACACCGAACAGUCUUCUUCUAUCUGAGUGUAUUUGGUUCGGUUCUAGCAGUCGCUAGAGGUAUGAUUCCAGAGGACAACCGAGUCUUUGAUCCGGAGCUUCUCAUGUCGGAUGUCAUACAAUAUACGCACUAUAUGCCCGACGAAUGGAAGAACGAGCUACAUUCCAAGAAAGUUCACCAACAAUUCGGGGAACUCUUUGCCAUGAAAGUCCUUAUAUUUAUCCAGGAAAUUGUCUCCGUCGUUACCACUCCUUUUGUAUUGUGGUUUUCGCUUCCGCCAUGUGCACCCAGUAUCGUCGACUUCUUCCACGACUUCACGGUCUGGGUCCCUGGGCGCGGUUAUAUUUGCAGUUUCGCUGAAUUUGACUUCAAGCGGCAUGGUAAUGUCAAGUUUGGUGCCCCUGCUAUCAUUCAAGACGAAAGGAUGCUAUCGCGGGAAGGCAAGAUGGAAAAGAGCUUCCUCAACUUCAAAGCUGCUAAUCCCGACUGGAACCCAACGGAUCCCUCUGGUUCGCUAUACCUCACCCGUAUGGCUGACUUCAGUGCAACGCUAGCAGGACACAGUCGCCGACGAUCUGGUAGCGGGCUGGAGAGCACCAUCGGCGCUGAACAGAAAAAGGACCUCGCAGACAGAGCACAAGAGUACGAUCGCGCUCUACGACAGAGUCAGCAUGCGGCGAUGCGCAGGAGACAGCAUUUCGGUGGCAGCGUCGUGGGUACUACGGCUAAUCUGGCCACCUCUACGAUUUGGCAGUCGGGUAUCGGCGUAGAUGGCAACAUGCCGAUGGCGAGAACGGCAGUCCUAGGAGAUUCGCAAGGGAGUAUCACAGCGAUGCAGCAUGGACCCAUGUCACCAAGUCAUCAUGACGGCAUACCCACAGAGGACCUUGCACCAGAUGGUGGUGUUGGAAGCGGGUUGGGUGAAUCAUACGUCGAUGGUGAUACGAAAGGCACAAAACCUUACGAGUCACAGCAGGAGGGUAUCAACGAUGAUGAGGAGUUGGAGGACGGAGGGGUGUUGGGACUGUUAGCUCAAAUAUAUGCGGCAAAGGCCCAAAAGCCUGUACAUGUCAUUUGA